This is a messenger RNA of Molossus molossus (Pallas's mastiff bat), 2443 nucleotides long. RefSeq names its product quiescin sulfhydryl oxidase 2 (gene QSOX2). Bases 1 to 2067 code for a protein of 688 amino acids. Gene Ontology annotation, biological process: protein folding. Gene Ontology annotation, cellular component: Golgi membrane. Lineage: Eukaryota; Metazoa; Chordata; Mammalia; Chiroptera; Molossidae. The record is from RefSeq and is a predicted model, not a curated record. Gene Ontology annotation, molecular function: flavin-dependent sulfhydryl oxidase activity; protein disulfide isomerase activity. The transcript has 13 exons.
AUGGCGGCGUCCGGGGCGGCGGCGGCGGCGGCGGCGCGCAGCCCGGGAGCCCCGGCGGGAACGGCGGCCCGAGCCCAGCGUCCGCCCUCGGUGCGGCCCGCGCGGCUGCCCCCGCUGCUCGUGCUGCUGGCGGCGGCGGCGGCGGGGCCGGGCGCGGGCGGCGCGGCGCGGCUGUACCACGCGGGCGAGGACGCCGUGUGGGUGCUGGACAGCGGCAGCGUGCGCGGGGCCACGGCCAACAGCUCGGCCGCGUGGUUCGUGCAGUUCUACUCCUCGUGGUGCGGCCACUGCAUCGGCUACGCGCCCACCUGGCGGGCCCUGGCCGGCGACGUGCGAGACCUUUGCUUGGCCAGGAAGGGACCUGCACCAGACUGGGCCGCCGCGAUCCGCGUCGCCGCCCUGGACUGUGCGGAGGAAAGGAACCACGAGGUGUGCCAGGCCUACGACGUCCGCUUCUACCCCAGCUUCCGGUAUUUUAAAGCAUUUACAAAGGACUUUACAACUGGAGAAAAUUUUAAAGGGCCCGACCGAGACCUGCAGACCAUGAGACAGGCCAUGAUCGACUUCCUGCAGAACCACACGGAGGCGAACAGGCCUCCUGCCUGCCCCGCGUUGGCUCCUGUUCGGCCCAGUGAUGUUCUUUCCCUCAUUGACAACCGUGAUGGCCGCUACGUGGCUAUUCUGUUUGAGAGCAGCAGCUCGUAUGUUGGACGUGAGGUGAUUCUGGACCUGAUCCCUUACGAGAACGUCGUGGUGAAGAGAGCCCUGGACACAGACCAAGCCUUUCUGGAGAAACUGGGUGUUUCUUCUGUUCCUUCCUGUUACCUGAUUUACCCAAAUGGGUCACACGGGUUGGUCAACAUCGUGAAGCCUCUCCGGUCAUUCUUUUCCUCUUAUUUGAAGUUGUUGCCGGAUGUGAGGAAAAAAUCACUUGCAUUGCCCGAGAAGCCAAAUGAAGAAAAUUCUGAAGUCGUGGAGUGGAGAGAGUUUGACAGGUCAAAGCAGUACACAGCGGACCUGGAGUCGGGGCUGCACUACCUCCUGAGGGUGGAGCUGGCCACCCACAGGACCCUGGCUGGGGCUGAGCUGAAGACACUGAAGGACUUUGUCACCAUCGUUGCCAAGCUGUUCCCCGGCCGGCCGCCCGUCAGGAAGCUGCUGGAGAUGCUGCAAGAGUGGCUGGCCAGCCUGCCCCUGGACAGGGUCCCCUACAACGCCAUCCUGGACCUGGUCAACAACAAGAUGCGGAUUUCUGGAAUAUUCCUUACUAAUCACAUAAAGUGGGUUGGAUGUCAAGGAAGCCGACCAGAGUUGAGGGGUUACACGUGUUCUCUCUGGAAACUGUUUCACACACUCACUGUCCAGGCGGGGACCCACCCAGAAGCUCUGGAUGACACAGGUUUCGAAGACGACCCUCAGGCAGUGCUGCAGACCAUCAGGAGGUACGUCCACACCUUCUUCGGGUGUGAGGAGUGCGGCGAGCACUUCGAGGAGAUGGCCAAGGAGUCCAUGGGCUCCGUGAAAACCCCGGACCAGGCCAUCCUCUGGCUCUGGAAGAAACACAACCUCGUGAACAGCCGCCUGGCAGGCCACCUGAGCGAGGACCCCAGGUUUCCAAAGGUCCCAUGGCCCACCCCAGACCUCUGCCCAGCCUGUCACGAGGAGACGAGGGGCCUGGACAGCUGGAACGAAGGCCAGGUGCUCCUGUUCCUGAAGCAGCACUACGGCAGCCACAACCUCGUCCACACGCACUCUGCGGCCUUGGGAGGGGCGGGCGAGGCCGAGGAGCAGGAUGGAGGCCCCGGAGCCCAGAGCCCGCGUCCGCCCCGGGUGCUGCCCCCCACACCGCGCCUGUCGGAGCCGCCACAUCUGGGGCUGGACGGGCCCCGGGGCCACAGGGACACCAAGGCCGCCGCACCCUUUCUGGGGAUGGGCUUCUCCAGCCUGGACAUGAGCCUCUGCGUCGUGCUGUACGUGGCCUCCUCCUUGUUUCUGAUGGUGAUGUUCUUUUUCUUCCGAGUGCGAGCCAAGCGAUGGAAAGUCCGGCAUCACCACCCGUCUGUGUAGGAGACGCCUGUGGGAACAGCCCACCCAAGCCGGCAGCUUUAACACUCUGAUCAGGGAUCCAUAGACAUGGCGGACCUGCCCUCACGUCGGGGCAGCUUUGGCUCCGAGCUGGGGCUGUUUGCCUUCCGGGCACACUCAGUGGGCACCUUUGACAGGGCCAUAGCAAAGUGACUUCUAUAUUUUUACUCUUCUAGGUCUCAGAGUGGGGGUGGGGUGUCCAGGCCAAAUGAACAGGAUGUUUGUGCCCACUUUCACCUCAAGUUUACUAGAUUCUGUGUCCAGUUCUGCAAAGCCUUGUUUUGGGAUUUGGAGAAAGACCCACCGCAGCCACGGACCCAGAGCAAAGCAAGUGCUGGGUUUGUGGAAGGACCCCCUG